AUGGCGAUGAUUCAACGCUUCUACGAUCCAAAAUCCGGAUCUGUGCUGAUUGGUCAAAGCGCAAGGCCUUUGACCGAGCUCAACAUCAGGUGGUGGCGCAAGCAAGUGGGUUUUGUGGGCCAAGAACCAAUUCUGUUUGAUGCCAGUGUUUUGGAUAAUGUCUUGUAUGGACUCGAAGACGGAGAAACUGCUUCUGCUGACCAUCUGGAGAAAUGUAAGAAGAUGGCGAAUUUGAAUUUCAUCGACAACCACAAGGCGCAAGGCUGGGAGACACAAGUCGGUCCUCGUGGAGCGCGUUUGUCUGGAGGACAAAAGCAGCGCGUGGCCAUUUGCCGCGCCUUGGUGCGGAAUCCACCCAUUUUGCUUCUGGAUGAAGCAACGAGUGCACUGGACUCCCAGAGCGAGCGUCUUGUACAGAGGGCCUUGGAGGCUGCAAAGCAAGAUCGAACCUCCAUUGCCAUUGCACAUCGCCUUUCCACCAUUGAAGAUUGUGAUGUGAUUCUGGUGGUGUCGGAGGGCCAAAUUGCUGAAGCCGGAACCCAUGCGCAACUCAUGGAGCGCAAGGGAGUCUACUACAAGCUCCAGAAGGGAAAGAAAGAGAAUUGA
Messenger RNA from Cladocopium goreaui, 606 nucleotides. The record is from the annotation of a GenBank genome assembly. Lineage: Eukaryota; Dinophyceae; Suessiales; Symbiodiniaceae.